Puccinia triticina is the source of this 432-nucleotide messenger RNA. RefSeq lists its product as uncharacterized. Lineage: Eukaryota; Fungi; Basidiomycota; Pucciniomycetes; Pucciniales; Pucciniaceae. The record is from RefSeq and is a predicted model, not a curated record. The transcript has 3 exons. Bases 1 to 432 code for a protein of 143 amino acids.
AUGGGGUUGUGCUCGCGCUUCAACAAGCUGAACUCCUUCAAUCGUCAAAGUGGCCUAUCUUCAUCCUUCCUAAAAGAUUCUAAAGAUGACUUUGUAGACCGUCUCAGACGGCCAGCAGAUCACCGACUUCCAACGAUACAUCAGCAGCUGGACACUCCAUCUGCGCCUGCUCAACACCACCUCGUCGCUGGUCGCGAUCGACGACCGGGCGCACGACGAGACGCUGAGGAGCAUCAAUCAAUCCCGACGGCGCACUCUGACAUUACCAGGCUCGACUCUUCACUGCCGCCAAUGACCCAUCCCACCGAUCGGGUCGUCUUCACGGAUUCCAACCCCGCUGAGAAAGAGAUGGGUGGUUCGAACUCAGAGGACGACGAGCACGCCACAGGCCCGGUGCUCACGCUCGCCCAGCUAUGUCAAAGUCAGUCAUAA